AUGCGCCCAGUGGGCGGUCAAGAAAGGUCUUGUGGUGCGACGGACGGACGGACGGAAGGACGACGCGUUAGUAGUGGAUGCACAAUAGUUGGAUCAGUCAGCAACAGUCGCCGCGAAAACGUGGCAGCUCCGAAAGAGAAUGGAGCCCCUGCCGCCACGUCGGAUCAGGCAACGCGUGUGCACACACUGGACAGUAGGAGGAAAGAGCGAAACGAAAAAAAAUCGGACGAAGCCAAACGUCGUUUCACGGCAUCAGAUGCGUCGUCACAAGGGGCGGGCGCUUGA
Messenger RNA from Peronospora matthiolae, 285 nucleotides. Lineage: Eukaryota; Oomycota; Peronosporomycetes; Peronosporales; Peronosporaceae. The record is from the annotation of a GenBank genome assembly.